Messenger RNA from Protopterus annectens (West African lungfish), 7392 nucleotides. It is a transcript of the gene CMYA5, whose product is annotated as cardiomyopathy associated 5. The transcript is spliced from 13 exons. Bases 66 to 6629 code for a protein of 2187 amino acids. Gene Ontology annotation, molecular function: protein binding. Lineage: Eukaryota; Metazoa; Chordata; Ceratodontiformes; Protopteridae. The record is from RefSeq and is a predicted model, not a curated record.
GGAUGAGCUUAUCUGUCAGUAACAGUGCAUGAAUACGGGUGAAAACUGAAAAAUAAAAUAAUAAAAUGGAGGCUUACUGUUCUGCAGAGUGUGACAGAGCAUCUGAGAUCUCAUUCUCUAUAGAAAAUGAAGCUGGAGAAGAAUCUAUUGAUCCUGCAGAAGCAGAAGAAUUAGCUAACAGCUUAAGAGAUAUUAUUGAAGAUCAGCCCGUGAAACCUAAGCUACAGUGCAUCAUGACAAACCCUUCUUUCUCUAUGGUGACAGUGCAGUGUGAAGACAGUGGCAUUGUCUGGGAGACAAGUUCGAGCAGAUGUUCGACUCCCUGGAGUUCACAAGCUAGCACUACCUCAGAUGUCUUCAGUGUAGAAAGUUCUUCCAUUGGGUCCCCACAUGGGAAGGUGAUACUAAUCAUGGAUGAAGAUAGAAUUAAUCGUAAACGAACACUUAGAUCAUCAGAACGUGCCUCCCUCUCUCCGAGGCUAAAAAGUGGCAUGGGCAAUGGUUUGCAUGAAUCUGCAAGGUCUGCAUUUAGUAAUGUCCAAAGCAGGCCAACAUUCAGCCGUUCUCCUGUUUUGCAAGCAGACAAAAUGAGAAGUGAUCCACCUAUGUUCCCAUCACACUCAAUUGAAUCUCACUCUUUUCUGGAGGAGCCUGUUCCACAUGCUCCUGUUACAGCAAAACCAGUUUCUCCCAGAAUUCCACGAGCAUUUCUGAGAUCAGAAGUAAAACCACUGCCUGAAGAAAAAGAAAAUUUAGAAGAACCAGUUGCACAUGCUCCUAUUACAGCAAAACCAGCUUCUCCUCAAUUUCCAAGAGCAUUUUUGAAGUCAGAAGUAAAGCAAAUGCAACCAUUGCCAAAAAGAAAAGAUAGUACUGAAGAACCAGUUGCAUAUGCCCCUGUUACAGCAAAACCAGCUUCUCCCCAACUCCCACGAGCAUUUUUUAGACCUGAAGUACAACAGAUUCAAACACUACCAGAAGAAAAGGGUGAUGCAAACAAACCAGUUGCACAUGCUCCAGUUUCAGCCCAGCCAGCAUCACCGCAGACGCAAAGGGCAAUACUUGGUCCAGGUGUACAGCAGGUGCAGCCUUCACUAGAAGCUAAAGAAACUAUGGAAGGACUGAUUGCACAUGCUCCUGUUUCAGCAAAACCAGCUUCUCCCCGAACACCAAGGGCAUUCUUUAAAUCAGAUGAAGAACUUCUGCAGCCCUCUGCAGAAACAAAUGACACUGCACAGCUAGUUGCACAUAAUCCAGUUUCAGCUAAACCAGCAUCACCACAAAUACCUCGUGCACUUCUUCAGACAGAAUUACAGCAGAUACAACCUCUUCCUGAAAAGGGCAUUCCAGAAGAAUCUAUGGCACAAAAUCCACUUGAAGCCAAAUCGCUGAUGAAAGAUAGUCAUGUGAAAAGAGGAAGGAAAGGCUCUGGGGGAUUAGUUAAAGCUGCUAUACAGAUGUUUAACACUGACCCAGAUAACCUUGAAGAUACAUUGCCAAAAUAUUCCAAAAAGACUAAAAAGGCUCCAGAUGUGCCACCUGAGUUAAAUCUGGAGCAACAUGAAGGCAAAUCUUGUCUGAUGCAGACUUCUAACCCACAUUUUCAAAGAAGUCCUGAAAACAUUGCUACUGAAAAGGACUACAGUUCAAAUAAUGGUUCUGUAAAGCUGCUUGACAGUACUAACCCAUUUGCUACAGAUACAGCUUCACUGGAUGUAGACACUUGGAAGCAGCAGAAUCCAAUUCAUUCACCUAGAUUAUUAACUUCUGAACACAAUCCUUUUCCACAAGAGUCCAUGCCAAUAUCUGCAGAAAAGCUAGCUGGUCCAGAAAAUAUCUCAUAUUUUCCUGAAAUACCUGUGUCUGCUUCAGACCAGUUCUCAAAUAAUGCCCCUUCAGUAUGCACUGACAUGCUAAAACCAGAACAGAAAAUGCAUUUACAUGACAGGGCAGAGCAGAGUUUGGGACAUUCUCCAAGUUCUUUCCCAGCUGUAAAUAUAGAUGAUUCAGAAAAACAAAUGAUGUCAGUGUGCUCACCUACAGUAGACAGUGUUUUUUCCGAUACUUUUCCAAACAACUUACUAUCUAAGCCUCAUGAAGCAAUUAUACAACAUGGAAGUACAUCUGCAAACGAAACAGCAUUAUUUAAACCAUCUGAGCCGCAAGAAGAUAUUUCUGAAGAAGUUGAAGACCCUGAGGUUCAGAAAAAUGUAUUUAAUAUUAUUUCUGAAGGCUAUGAAAUAUUGAACAUUAUAGUACCACGUCACAUCUAUACUGUUGACCAAGAGGUGACUAGUCAUAUGCAAGAUAAACUAGAAUAUCUGCAAGCAAAUCCAUUGAUUAAAUCAAAAACUGUUACUGAACAGACAGGCAAAAGUGAUGAAGAUGAAAAAGAAGAAACUGUGAACGACAGCGAAGUGAAAAAAGAUGGAGAACAGGAGAAUGAAAAGAAGCCGUCAUCAGAGGAGCAGACGACAAUGCCAACAGAAACUGGCGAAAGUAAAGUUGCCAUAGAUGUAGUUAUAGAUUCUGAAGUAAAUAAUGUUGAAAAGGAAUGUUCUGUCGAUGCUAGCUUGGAUUCUUCAACAAAUGACAAUGAAAUAGAUUAUCUUGAAAAGUAUACUUUGAUGGAUGCAAAUCUACCUCCCGAACUGCAUAUAUUAAAACUGGUGGAUGUUUUACAUGAAGAAAGGCAAACAGCCAAAAGUGUGGAGGAAAAAUAUGAAAUGAUGUCUUCUCUUUCAGACAGUCACAGAGAUGAUGUGUUUGAUGAGGGAUUUGACAUGUUAGAAAAUGGUCUAGAUGGAGCUUUUUAUGGUUUAGCAGAACAGAGUAGUACAUCACUACAGAGUAAAGAAAAUGAAAUGGUAGUGGAUGGUUCUACAGUGAGUGUCACGGAAAUGAAAAAGGAUAAAAAUGUUGCAGACAGUGUACUUAAACCAAGUGGAGUGCCUCUGUUUGACUCUGAGGAAGGAGUAUUAUCACGGUCUCUGCUAAUUCCUGAACCAAAACCAAUUAACCCUGAACUCUUGCAGGAGCCACCUGCUCUAGCCUUUCUGUAUAAGGACCUAUAUGAGCAAGCUGUUGGAGAAAAUAACAAGGAAGAAAGCGAACAUUCUGAUAAUGAAAGUGUCGGAUCUGCUUCAUCUUUUCCUAGCAGACACUCUGACACUGAUGAAGAUUCUGGAAUUUACUUUGAAAAAUAUAACUUAAAAGAUGAAGUGGUGUUACUUUCAGGGAAAAAAGAAAAAGAAUCUAAGUACAGGGAUGAUUCCUACCAUGACAGGUUUGCUGGCUUUGAAGGUAGUGCAUAUUAUUCAGAGUGCACAGUCAAGCAUAUUGAUAUCUUCUGUCGUGAUCCAGACAUUAUGGCUACUGACACCGAAGAGCCGAAAUUUGGUACAGUGAUACCUUUAAUAGAAACUGGGCUUUCAGAAAAGGAGGAGGAGGUUCAACAGGAACAAACUGUUGAGACCAUGACUGUCCAUGAUUUGGGUUCAAUGGCUUUGAAAGGAGACCACUUGUUUUCACAUAAACAUGGAUCUGAAACUAGGUUUUCUGUUUUAUCAGAACCAGAUGAAAUCAUUGCUCAUGUCAUAGAAUGUGAGCCAUCAAAUGAUGCUGUAGAUAUUGAAAAUGACCAUGUAUUGUAUCCAAGUAGAUAUCAAGAAGAGGUAGAUCAGAAUGAGAUAAAUCUUCAAGACAACAUGAGUAAUGAAGCACACAAGGGAGAACAUACAGUUAGUGAGUCUUCAGAAGCAUAUCAAGUGACUGAUGGUUCUAUUUAUGCUGCAUCUCAUGGUGAAGAAGUUUUACAUUCUGAUUUAAGUGACCACCAUCAGUUUUAUGAAGAAGAAGAAGAAGAAGGAGAAACUGCUAAGGACACCACUAUGGGUUAUUCUGUUUUGCAGUUGGAGAAGGACCUAAUAGAAGACAAGAAAGACCUUUCGACAGAUCCUGAUGAAAGUAAACCAUUGGAUGACUCCACUGAUGUAUUCAGCAGUGAGAUAACAGAGGGCAGGAUGUCUAUUAAAGCAAAGGAUGUGCAAAAAGUGGAGCCAAUUGAGGAUUCUACUCUGAAUUUCUUAGAAGAUGUAAUGGAAGUCCCAGGAUAUAAGCAAGAAACUAUUGCCAAGGAGGAAUAUGAUGGAGCUGUCUGUCUGGAUUCCACCGAUGAGGUACAUAUGAAGCAUUUGCUCAUUCAGUCUAAUGAAAUUCCUGAAAUGGAGGAGCCACGUGCAAUAGAAAUCUAUCCAGGCACUGAACAAGAGAUUAAUGAGGUCACUAAAGAACAAGAGAGCAUUGUUCAAGACCAGCUAGAGUCAACAAUGACUGGAUACAUUGCUGAUAAUACAGCAGAUAAUGAAAUGAUACAAGAAAGAGAAAGAGUAUUCAUGCAUCCUGAAGUAUCUGAUGAUUUGCUUGUAAAUGGAGGAAGUGUUUCAGAAAUGCCCAAAACAGUAUGUUCUGAGGAAGUUUUGGAUGAAACGUUACAACUCACAUCUGAAGAUAAUGUUGAACUUGCAUAUUCAGAGUCUGAGGAACCUUUAGAUGUUGCAUCAUGCAAUAAGAAUUUGCAGGCUAUUACUCAUGGCUUUGAAAGCUUUCAUGAAGAGAUAAAACAUGAUGAGUGUGACAAAGAGAUAGCUGAGGCACUAGACUAUGAAAUUGUUUCUGCAGAAGCAUUUGUGCAUGACGAAGAACCAUCUGAUUAUGCAACUGAGGAUUUGGUACUAUAUGAAGACAGAGAGUCAUUAGAGCAUCCUGAAUAUGGUUAUGACUUUGCUGAUGAAUUAGAACAGGAGCUGCCUGUUGAUGAAGAAGAGUCAGGAUUUGAGAUUGUAGAACAUGAGGAGUUAACAUAUAAAUCAGAGACACCACCACUGGAAAAAGAACCAGAAAAAGAACCACAAAAGCCACAAAUUGAUACGUAUUGCAAUGUCUGUAGAUAUCCAAUUUCUGCUAUUGAGAAACUGUUUGGUGACCACAAAGAUCAUGAUGUCACAACAUUGGAUGAUGCUGUGAUACAGAGAAAGAAAGAAUUAGGAGAAGGUGUUUUAAGACUACAGGAGAGAUCUGAAAAGAUUGAAAAAUUUGUGGCAAUGAUAGAAUCUUUAUUUAAUGCUGUGGAGGAGUCAUUUAAGGAGCACCAUCAGAUUGUCGAUAACCAAAAUGAGGAGAUGACGAAAGCCGUACUAGAGAGAUAUACUGAAAUGUCUCAGGCCCUUGAAGAAGUGAAGAAGAUGAAACUAGAGUACCUGUAUGACCAGAUGCUCAACUUUCAACAGAGGAUUGAGACAGCAAAGGAAAUAGCAGCAAAAGCAGUCAAGGACGCAGAGGAGUAUGACGAUGAAAUUGCUUUCUUAAAGUCUUUCAUCGACAUUAAUGACAGCCUUCAGUCUGUACUGGAGACGACACACUCGUUGGAAAUGAUGCCCAGUGCUUUUUCCUUAUUUGAGCAUUAUGCAGAAAGCACAGUAAGAAGUGGGCACAAGGUACUAAAACAUGUGCCGGUUCCACAUACCCCCAAAAUUAUUCCCCAGGAACCAAACUCUGCUACUAGCACUUCUGUGACCGUCUACUGGAAACUGAAUGAAAACGAUGUCAUUGAUUGCUUCCAGGUGUACUGCAUGGAAGAACACCAGGGAGACAAAGAGCGAGGUGGCAUGGUGGAGGAAUAUCGAGUCACAGUGAAAGAGAGUUACUGUUGUUUGGAAGAGUUACAACCAGACAAGAGCUACCUGGUGUGGGUGAUGGCGGUAAACUACACAGGAUGCAGCCUGCCAAGCGAUAAAGUCGUCUUCUGCACUGCUCCCUCAACACCGGUGAUAAAAGCAGAGGAGUGCACUGUAUGCUGGGAUACUGCCACCAUCCGAUGGAAUAUGGCAGAACACUACCACUCAGCUGAGACCUACACAGUUGAGUGCUGUAGGCAGUACUCCUCAGGAAGAGAAGGCCUCAGGUCUAUUUCUGGAAUAAGAACACCAGAACUGAAGAUUAACUUGCAACCAAAUGAAAAUUAUUUCUUCUAUGUGAAAGCAGUCAACCGGUUUGGAAUGAGUGAACCAAGUGAGGCAGCAUUAAUUUCUACUAAAGGUACAAGAUUUCAUCUGCUGAGAGAGCAACUUCACCCAGGUUUAGAAAUUUCUUCAGACGGAACUGUGAUUUGCUUCACCAACACUGAACAGGGUCAUCCCUCGCAAUCAGCUCUGUUACUAGGAGAACUGUUACCAAACCAAGGACGCCAUUACUGGGAGACUACCGUGGAUGGCUGUAAAGCUUACAGACUUGGCAUCUGUUACCCAUCUACAAAAGCAAGCAGUCUCCUAGGACAGAAUAGUACUUCCUGGUGCAUGCAUUCUUACCAGGAUACAAGGUUUAUAUAUGAAUUUUUACACAAUGAUACUAAGGCUGACACAAGGCUGACGGAGCAUCCAGAAAGAGUUGGCAUUCUGCUCGACUGCAUUGCUAAUCGACUGUCAUUCUUCAAUGCACAAAAUGGACAGUUGCUGUUUAAAGUUCAGAACACAUUCACCGAAGCUGCCCAUCCUGCUUUUGUGAUGGAGGAACCUGGUGUCUUGAACUUACAUACUGGCAUUGAAAUGCCAGAUUUUGUCAAGCAAAGUUAACCAGGAAAUGUUAGUGCUUCUGUCUAUUUUUCUGUUUUAAAUUUGUAUUUGUUCCAGGAUAUCAAGUAAUGUAGAAUUUAUUAGAAGUCCAUUCUGGGAUACUGCAACAAUGUACGUGGCUUUUGGGUUUUUAUCAGUCAACAAGCAAAAUGUUCCCAUUUCCGGUAUAGUUCAAAAACUGUUACUUUGGUGUUUUUCUUUAGUUUUCUUUUUUUUCCCCGUCAGAACAAAUUGUUACUGGUCAAUGAAUAGUUACAAACCUUCUUGAAGUAGAAAAUGUUCCAAACAAAGUAUAUUUUUAACGAAAAUUAUUUGUAAAAACCUGUUCUGUAAAGAUCACAUGUUGAUAUUAGUUGUACUUUUGUAAUACACCUGAGAUAUGGAAUUUGCAUAUACAUAAUUUAAUUAGUAAUUGCCGAGUCAUGUCAUUACAUACCUUUUGAAGCCAGCAAUAGUUAAGGGAAAAGGUUAAGAAUGUUUCCCAGUGACUCUUUUUUUUCAGAAGUAAUGGACACCUUUGUGAAAGUAAAUUGUAAGUGAAAGAAAGGUAACUGAAUGUUUAGCACAGCUGCAAGUUUGGUUAAAUUCUGUUCACUGUUUUGAGGAGGAAUAAUAAAUAAAUGAUGGUAAGGCAUGAUGUAUUAUAUGCUUUCCUCUUCUAUGUGUGCUGACAGCAUAGAAGGAAAAGCAACUGAUGGUUCUAGCUAUUUUUCUAAGUCUUCAAAAUUUAACAUGAUGCAUGAAUUUGCAAUCUCCAGAGCAA